Messenger RNA from Dermacentor andersoni, 1613 nucleotides. RefSeq names its product Snipper (gene Snp). The record is from RefSeq and is a predicted model, not a curated record. Lineage: Eukaryota; Metazoa; Arthropoda; Arachnida; Ixodida; Ixodidae. Gene Ontology annotation, molecular function: nucleic acid binding; 3'-5'-RNA exonuclease activity.
GAUUUUUGUACGCAUUUUUGGUGCUGUGGUGGUAUCACAGAACACCUAUAUGGUGGUAUGCUGUGGCUGUGGGGUAUGUGAAAGCGUGAAUGGCCCUACGGUGCGCUGCCACCCGUUACGCAUCGCUUUUGUUUAGUAAGACCGUGCAUGCAGCCCCGCGGUCCGGUGGCAGCAGGUAUCUGUUGCCGGAGGGUCAAAUGUCCCGUCUGGCAUCGCCAACGUACCUCUCGGCUUGCGCUACACUGCCCCAACAGACCUUCGAUUACUUCCUGUUGCUGGACUUUGAGGCCACCUGCAGCGCGGAAAAAGGGGUGCCAACACCACAGGAAAUAAUCGAGUUUCCAGUGCUCAAGGUUAAUGGCCGCACCUUUGAGACAGAAGCCACUUUCCACACAUAUGUCCAGCCACAGGCACACCCUCAGCUGACUGCAUUCUGCAUAGAGCUAACGGGCAUAGUGCAAGACAUGGUGGAUGGUCAGCCACAUCUGCAACAAGUGCUGAGCCAGUUUGAUGUUUGGAUGCGGGAGCAGGGCUUGCUUCAGGCCCGAACAGUGUUUGUCACCUUUGGUGAUUGGGACCUGCAGAAAAUGCUUCCCUCGCAGUGUGCCUACCUGGGCAUACCAGUGCCACCAUACAUGACUCAGUGGAUCAACUUAAAGAAGGCAUUCUCAGAUUGCACGGGUCACUGGCCCAAGACCCAGCUGGAUGCACUGCACUUCUGUGGGCUGCCUCAUUUGGGACGCCACCACAGCGGCAUCGACAUGGUGGACAUCAAGGCCUGGGCUGACUCUAUUGUCGAGUGGGCCGCCAAGAGCCCUGGUGAAUUCAUCUACUAUGUGCUUCUCUGUCUGUCCCCGUUCUUCCUCAUUAGUGCGUUCCUUUCCUGGAAACUUGCUAAGCACAUUGAGGCCGAGGAGAAACGCAAAAAGCAGAGGUCCAAGAAGAAAGCCAAUGUGGCCGAGACGAGGCGUACCAAGACUGACUGAUGGCAUUUUGUCACUUCUUGCAAUUAUAUGAUCACAGCCAGUGGGUUGCAUAAAGGCAUCAACAUUUCACUCCCAAAGUUUGAAGGCGAAGUUACCUUACUGGUGCCACGAAAAGGGCCAAAGGCAGCCUACCACAGGCUGCAGUGAUAACAGCAACUGUGCAGACCAUUGCCCCUUUUUUUCAUGGACAAAGCCAGAAGCACAUGCAGUGGCUUUAUAAAAGCUUGAAAUUGACCAUGCUCCAUCUUGCCAAGGUCCAAGGUGGAGAACCAGACCAUCAAAUUUAAGCUGCAGGUUGCAGUGAGCACACAAAGAACACUGUACAGCUGCUAUGUUUUACAACUAUAGGUAUAUCCAAGUCUUUAUGCAUUUCUGGCUUUUUUGUUUGUGGUCUCCACAUCGAGCAUGUGCUUGAGAGGAGUAUUCCGGCAAAGUGUUACACCAUCUGUCUGUCUGCUCUGCAGGCUCCGAACUGUUUGAAUUAUGCAAGUGCACCUACAUAUUUCAUUUCAAGGUUCCUUUGAACUGUGCUAACAUAAAUCAGCAAAAGAACACAAGAAAAAUAUAAAACUAAGUGGCACUUGCGUUAAAGCUCAUGUCUAAAAUAAACUUGAAAGUGCAGUUCCA